Molecule: messenger RNA, 4102 nt
Organism: Oncorhynchus masou masou (cherry salmon)
Lineage: Eukaryota; Metazoa; Chordata; Actinopteri; Salmoniformes; Salmonidae
Exons: 2
Coding region: 830-1150 (106 amino acids)
Source: RefSeq, a predicted model, not a curated record
AGGGAGUGUGAGCACAGACAGAGGGCCCUUUCUUACACAGGGUGGGCAGGGCAGGGAGAAGUGACUGCCUUGAGAGAGUGACACACACAGGGAGAGAGGAAGAGAGAGAGAGGCAGAAAGAGCGUAAUUCAAUACAGACCAAGUAUGGGGCAAAAUUGAGAGCUUAGAGUAUAUCAGCAAUAAGCAGCAGCAGAUAUUGAAGAGGAUAUACAAGGAAGAGGAAAGGAGGAAGAGGAGCUUUACUGGCCUGGACUUCUGAAGUGUUUGCCGAAAAUCUCUCAGAGCCAGAGGAGAGUGGAUUAAAAUAGACAGGAGACUUCAGAGGACCUGAGGUAGAAUCCCCAAAUCCCAAAAGAGGGACACAAACAAACUACUCUGAGAGGCAGACUCCAUAGACCUUCCCAUCGCAGCAAGGAAAGAUUGGAAUCAUUACAGCAACUGAAGGAUUUCAAAGGAAAACGUCCAUCUCGCAUAAAACAAUUCAUCUUUGGUCUUCAAACUUUCUUAAAUAAUGCUUCGGUCUUUAAACCCCCAGACAAGGAACUUAAGGAAGGAGGGGAGGAUAAAGAGAUUCUCCCUGCAUCAAUGAAUUUUCCAGUCUCUUGCUAUCCCCCCUUGGCAUGUGCUACUAUAUCAGCAACAUCUUCACUAUCAAGAGUUCACAAGCACUAAUUCAGGGUCAAAUCACCAUAGAAACAAUCCCCUUCCUGGUAACAGCGACACCCUUGGCUGACUAAUUCAAUAAUCUAUCCUUGUUUGCUAUUGUGGUUGGCUUCUUCAAUAGAUGACCCUCAAAAGGAGUUGCUAAGACACUCACUGUCAGUGAACCAUGAAGGAAGACAUCUUGGAUUUUUUCAGUAACUUGUGGAAGGUGGCCACCACCAAGCAUGACCAGGGGAUCUACAAUACAGUCUGCCUGGUGGUGCUGCUAGCCCUGCCUAUGGUGGUGCUCUUCACUUCUCUGGUGGUGUGCUGCCACUGCUGCUGCUGUCGCCGGGCCAACUCCACUGGUUGCUGCGGAGACAGCCCAAGUUCAGACACAGCAAAAUCAGACAAAAAGAAGAAGAAGAGUCCCAAAAAUGAGGACUUGUGGAUCUCGGUCAAAACAGGACCUAUGACACAAGACAGGGUUGCCCUGACGAUGGUGUAGUAGUUGCGACUGAUGUUCAGAUAAGGUUUCAUUCUUCUGUAUUUAUAUGGAGCUCUUUUUUACUGCAAGGUACAGGUACAUAAUGCCGGGCAAGGCCAGGCCUUAGCUUUCUAAAGGCCCUAAGCGAUAUUUGUUUUUAAGUUUUAAAGUUAAUUUCCUGCAAUUCUACACAUUUUGCCAUGGGGUGUACAGAACAUGUUGCAGUUUUAAAUCACCUUUUUCCAGUUCUACACAUUUUGCCAUGGCGCAGAAAGAACUUUUGCAAUUUUAUAACAAAUUUCAUGCCAUUCUACACAUUUUGCCAUGGGGUAGAGAUACAUUUUAUGACCGUUUGAAAGCAACUUUCCUGCAAUUCGACAUAUUUUGCCAUGAUUUAAUGAUACCUGAGUGACAGUGACGAACAAAGUCAAUGAGGGCCCCAUGGAGGUCAGGGGCCCUAGGCACGUGAACUGCGUGCCCAGUCGGUAUUCAGCCAUAAUUAUGCCUGGAGCCGGCACUGGUGUUCAAUAUGCUCCAUAGAAACUCUUGAAAGAGACUAAAAGAGCCAAUAAUAUGUGAUUGAUUGUGUGUGUGCGUGCAUGCAUAUGUGUGCCUGUGCAUAUGCAUGUACAUGUUACUCUCAAACUCAACUCUGUGCCUUGAAGCUAGUUCCACAGCAUUUUUUGUAUGUUUCCUUCUAAUCACAGACUGAUUUAGACCUGAGACACCAGGUGUGUGCAAUUAGCGAUCAGGUAGAACAGAAAACCAGCAGGCUCCAGACCUCAAAGGGUAAGAGUUGAAUACCCCUGUGUUAGAGUGUGCACUCAACCAGAAGGUUGAGGACUGCUUUUUAUUUCCAAUGCUGGAGGCCAGCAAUCUAGUAUUGUGAUUCGGUUAGAAAGAUCAUGUUUUUUAUAGGUUAGACCAUUUCAAGUUCAAAGCACUUGCAGUUAUUGCACUUACAACGUGAACAAUGUGAACUUAUGUAACUACUUUGAAAUCUUUUGCUGUAUCUGCUAUAUCCACUAAAUGGAGAUCUCAAUUCCAUUCAUGAGUUGACUAUCAAUCGCUGAAUUUAAUAGAACAAAGUGAAGCACUGAGAUCUUUCAUUUACAUUCCCGUAGAGUAUGCUAAAGCUCAGUAUUGUUGAUGAAUGACUGUUCCUACCCAACAGUUCCAUGUGUUACGUUACCUUAUGCUCACAUUGCCAUGUGUACUGUCUUGCACUGUCCCUAUUGGUUCAUAAAAUCAUUAUGUGUUAUUAUUAUUAUCUCCAGGCUCUCAGACUUUGGGGUGCUAAGUGGAUCCUUCUUACAUCUUUAUCCCUCAGUGCCAAUAGCCAUCAUUUCACAUGUAGUGAUAUUUACUGGCAUAUCACAGUUGAGGUACUAUGCCGUCAUUCAGUAUUUUCUACACCAUUUUGGCGCGGCAGGUAGCCUAGAGGUUAGAGUGUUGGGCCAGUAGCCGAAAGGUUGCUAGUUCAAAUCCCUGACCUGACAAGGUAGAAAUAUGUUGUUCUGCCCCUGAACAAGGCAGUUAACCCACUGUUCCUAGGCUGUCAUUGUAAAUAAGAUUUUGUUCUUAACUGACUUGCCUAGUUAAAUAAAAUAAUAAUGUAUGCAAAUAGAAGUUUAUAAUUGAUUUACAAAUCCGGUAACAAAUCAGUUUCAUUUGUUAUUUUUUUAUUAUCCCUGUUUUAAGAUCCUUAUUUUGUGCCUAAUAGGCUUCUGUAUUAGUUAUUCACUAAACUUUGAUCGAGCCAAAUUAUGCAUUAGAACAUACAGGUAACUGACAAGAUAAAGGAAACACCAACAUAAAUAGGGCGUUGGGCCACCACAAGCAGCAAGAACAGUUUCAAGGUGCUGUAGCAUAGAUUCUACAGUCUGGAACUCCAUUGGAGGGACACAACACCGUUUUCCCACAAUAAAUUCCAUAAUUUGGUGUUUUGUUCAUGGUGGUGGAAAACUCUGUCUCAGGCAUGAUCUGGUGAAUGAGACAUGCAUGCAUGCACACACACGCACACACACGCACACACACACACACACACACACACACACACACACACACACACACACACACACACACACACACACACGCACACUUUAAACCCCCCUAAGCUCCUUUGAGACCCCUCUUUCAAAGUCAAUGAGAUUUCUUCUUCUAGUCAUGCCAAAACAAUGGGAAACUGGGCAUUUUACAUAUGACCCUAAGCAUGAUGGGAUGUUAACUGCUUAAUUAACUCAGGAACCACACCUGCGUAAAAGUACUUGCUUUCAAUAUAAUUGGUAUCACUCAUGCAGGGCUCUAUUCAAUCAGAUCCGCUUUAGCCGACAUCCAGAUAGCGGUUGUUUUGACGUGUCAGAGGUGGAACUGUGUUACAGCUGUCAAAUCCACACGCGGCUCCUGGCAUUAUAGCCUACCUAAAGGGGACAUUGCCAUUGACUACACGGAGUCGCAUUAAGAUAAAUCUCCUGCAGCCUUGUUUGCAGGUUUGAACACUGGAAUGUGAGAUGUAAUCUACACCUCGAUUAGGCUGAUAGAAAUCCUCAUUACUUUAAUGAUUUUUGAUUUGAACAUCAUUAUUACUGUAUAGCCUACACUCUCGUUUUGAACUUUUAAUGCAAGGGUGAUUGAUGGGUUACAAUGAUCAAGAGCAGCUGCUCUCCAAUUUGACAUCUCCAACGCAGUUACAGCUUCGACACCGCCAGAACAUCAGUAAUGAGGGUGGCGGCUAUCGCCAGUUAAUGCUUGAUCUGAUUGAGUCUAGGCCUUACUCAAGUGUUUCCUUUAUUUUGUCAGUUACCUAUAUAUUCUGUCUGUUUGUCAUCACACAAGAAAUCGCUGAGGUGAUACAUUUUCGAGUUAUGAGCUCAGGCCACACUGGCGGCUGCAUGAAUCAUUUAUCCUGUCAUUUGAUUUUACAAAACAGCUGGAGAAAAGAGGGACAAAAUAAAGUAUUUUUGUAGCUUUGUU